Molecule: messenger RNA, 822 nt
Organism: Fulvia fulva
Lineage: Eukaryota; Fungi; Ascomycota; Dothideomycetes; Mycosphaerellales; Mycosphaerellaceae
Exons: 1
Coding region: 1-822 (273 amino acids)
Source: RefSeq, a predicted model, not a curated record
AUGGCAGAUCCAAGUGCAUCCCCAGAGCCUGCGCGCAAGAGCUUGAAGCAAAUGACUCUCAGCGAGACCAUCGAAAAGAACAGCACUAUGCCACCAGAACUAUGGACAAGCGUGCUCGAAUUAGCCUUUACCUACAAUCGACUCAUCAACAUUUGUGGCGCUAGGGGCCUCAUUUGGCUGAUUGCUCAGGUUGAGCGCGUCUUUGAUGCCCAGGAGCCCUACAAAACAAUGCAAGAUGAAGCAGUCAAUGCCCUCCUUGCCAACAACAUCUUCACCUACCGCACAACAGUCAUCGAGUCAAACCCAGGCAGACGUGGGGUGAUGAUCAGACCAUCAGCACCAUCAUGGACCAGUGAGGAGGUGGAGCUGCUGUCCAAGAUCAAGCGCCUGCAUAUUCGGGUGGAGAGUAAAGCGUACAUUCCUCCACAGACUACACGAUUCCGACAGCCCGGCGUGUGGCAUUUCAAGGGCAAGGAGAUCAUCCGCCGACUGCUAUCAAUAUGCGGAGCACUCGAGUCGGUGAUUGUCUGCUUCGAUCUGACCUAUGUCGGGGAGCAGGCAGUUCGACGAGGGGUGUUUCCUGUCAGGGAGGUGCUGGAUACGGUCUUCGAAAACACCGCUGCGCAUCGAGGUUUCGUCACUUCCUCAGAUCGGUACACCCUGUGGCUGGAAGACAAAGGAGGCUGGAGAUGUGGGGCCAGGCCGACGUCCAUAGCCGACGUUGAAAGAUUCCUGCGUCGCGAAUGGCCGAACGACAAAAUGGUAUUGAAGGUGGAGAUACCCGCACGGGAAGGAGAGACUCGAGAUAGAACCGAUGAUUAG